Molecule: messenger RNA, 1457 nt
Organism: Helianthus annuus (common sunflower)
Lineage: Eukaryota; Viridiplantae; Streptophyta; Magnoliopsida; Asterales; Asteraceae
Exons: 1
Coding region: 512-1303 (263 amino acids)
Source: RefSeq, a predicted model, not a curated record
GAGCUUUGUCUUGUCACCCACAUUUGCCAAAUCUUUUUUAAAUUCAAAUAAUUAAAUCUUCCUUCUUCUUCUAUUCUCCUCUCACACUUCAAAUAUUUUCAAAUAUCUCUUUCACAAGUUAAUUCCAAUUUACAAGCAAAACAUAUACAACCUUUAUCUUUAUAUAAGAUUAUAAUCAUCUUUUCUUUUCUUUUUUUUUUUUGUUUAUUUUUUAGCUAAUUCUUUUACUUCUGAAAAAGGGUAUCUAACAAAGCUUCUUCUUUUAUGGUUUCACUUGUUUUCUGCGCAUGUGAAAUUUGGGUGAAAGGUCACCUUCCUUGGCUCUUUCUAGUUUUCUAAAUUAAAAAGAUUCUCAUUUUCAUAAUUUUUCAUAAUUUUAGUAAUGGGUUUUCCUCAGUUAUUAAGAAAUCCAAUCCCAUCAAAAUUUAUAUGAGUUUAGCUCAUAUAAUUCAGUUUAAUGUGAAAAAGAAAAAUCUUGAGAUUUUUUUUUUCAUCUUUUUGGAGGGUAAAAAUGGCAACUUUUAGUGGUUUAGCAAUUGGUUUGAGUCUUCUUUUUGGAUUUGUGCUCAUAGCUUCUGUUGGAGAGGUUUAUUAUCUUCUAUAUUGGAAAAAGAAAAGAGAAGUUGAUCAAGAUAUUGAAAAACAAGAUUCAUCUUCUUCCAAUUGUACCCCUACUCAUCUUUCUUGUUUCAAGAACCUUAUUUCUUCAAGAAACUCAAAAGCCCAUGAACAAGAUUUGCAAAAAUGUGUAGAUGAAGAUGAAAAUCAAGAAAAAGAACAAGAACCCAUUGAAAAAGAUUUACAAACAAAGUGUUUUGAACAAGAAAGUUUGGAUGUUGAACUCAUGAGGCUUCACAACUUAUGUGGGCCACCAAGGUUUCUAUUCACAAUCAAUGAAGAAACAAAGGAGGAUUUGGAAACUGAGAGUAGAAAGGGUGGGACAAGAAUGAGUUUGAGUGAGCUUCUUUGCAUACCAGAAACUCCAAACUCUUCAUCAUCACCUUUGAAGAACUCACAAGCUUCUAACUUAGAAGGUUAUUUGAACCCAUUGUUUGAUUAUUAUUAUGAGUCUAAUGAAGUUGACUUUAACAAGGUUAGAUCUUCACCACCUCCCACAUUCAAGUUCUUGAGAGAUGCUGAGGAGAAGUUGUUGAAAAGAUUGAUGCAGUUAGAAGCAGAAAAAAGGGCAAGUUUGAAAAAGAAUCAAGAUUCAAAUGAUAAGGGCAAAAGUGAAGGUAGAAUUCAUCAUCAAAUGUCUACACCUUCACAGGUACUUCCAUUGGCUUCUUCUCCAUCAAAUUGAGGAUUUGCAUGAUGGUUUUUUUUUCUAGAUUUUUUUUUGUUUAUUUUUAUUUUUUCUGUAAUAUAUGAAUUUAAUGGAGAUGAUUAGCACUUUUUUUUUUUUUUUGUUAUUUGUUCAAACAAUCAAUCAUUGAAGCAUAGAGUUUAACUUUAAA